AUGUCUCCAUCUCCUUAUCCAGAAGGAACACCUUACUGCGGUGAAAUUGUUCUUUAUAUCGCCGUAUCCUUCUCUGUCCUCGAAACCAUCUUUGUGGCGCUACGAUAUUGGGCUCAGUAUCUUGCGAGGAAGCCUUUUGGCAUAGAUGAUGGGUUAAUUUUAUUGGCAUAUUUAUUAUGUACUGCUGGAACGGCUGUGGCUCUCGUCGGUAUAACCACUGGAGGAAUCGGCUACCACGUGGUAGACGUCGCCGUCUACAACCCCACCGCUCUAAUCCUCUGGGCCAAAAUCCUCGUCAUCGGCGCCAUAACCUAUACAAACGCCUGCUGCGUUCCUAAAAUCGUCAUUCUCUGCCUCUACCUACGGAUAUUUACCGGAAAGUACUCACGCCUCACUUGCUAUAUCCUCAUCUCUGUGAUUUUGAGCGUCGCUGUUGCAGAUACCAUCGCGGCGGCCGUCAUGUGUUUACCGCUGAAUUACUUGUGGGAUAAAAGUAUACCCGGGGGAAAGUGUGUGAAUAUUCCUGCGCUUUAUCGCUAUGGAAGUUUGCCGAAUGCCGUGACCGAUAUUUUCAUAUUAGUGGUACCAAUACCGACGGUUUGGAGAUUGCAGGUUGAGAUGAAAGUCAAGAUUGGAUUGACCAUUACAUUUGCCACGGGGAGCAUAGGAAUGAUAACUUCCAUCGUUCGCUGCGUCGAAUUUUUCACCCACAACCCAGUCGAAGACGGUACCUGGAACGGCGUCAGAUUUCUCUACUGGUCCAUCAUCGAACCGGCCGUGUAUCUCAUCGCCGCCUGUCUCCCCUGUUACCGACCUCUCAUCAAACCCUUUACGCGAAAAUUAAAUGGGUCCUUGGCGACGCGAGAGAGAACCAACUCCAAACAUAUCAGUGGGUAUGGCCUGGGCACGAAAUCGGGCGAUCGAUCGGGAUUCGAGGAUCUAGAGAGCGGGACUGGGACCGUGACCGGUAAGGGGACGGAGGAUUAUAUUUUAAAGGAAAUUAGAAUCACGACGAGUGUGAGGGAGAGUGAUGAGGAGAGUUUGGUGGGUAAUGGGAAUGUGAAUUUUGUGGAAGCGAUGGGGCAGAGAUAUGGGGAAGGGGAAGGGGAGGGGAAAAGGUCGAGGGGUGAUAUUAUGUAG
This is a messenger RNA of Sclerotinia borealis F-4128, 1140 nucleotides long. The record is from the annotation of a GenBank genome assembly. Lineage: Eukaryota; Fungi; Ascomycota; Leotiomycetes; Helotiales; Sclerotiniaceae.